AUGGUUCCGAGUUUAUCUGGAGAUUUUUUCUCGUUGGAAGAAUUCGACAUUGAUUUCGAAUUCGACGCGCCUCGUUUCUACGAUUUUUCCAGACCGGAGCUUGGUUCCGAGACAGAGGAAAACGAGUUCUGGUUCGAAAUCGCUGGAAACUAUCCUCCUUCGCCUUUUAGCCCAAAGUGCAAUUUGAAUCUUGAGCCGGUUAAGCACAUUACAAACACCAUCUUAGACACUAAGCCUGUGGAGAUCGUAAAACCGGUUAUUGAAUCUUUGGAUAACGUUUUGAAUCGGAAAGAUAAAUACAACGGGUUCAUAUAUUAUAACCAAACGGUUAAAGAUGUCACCAAGACCAAACCCAAAUCAAAAACGAAGUCAUGUUGUGGCUCAACGUUAACAAGACCUACGGCUUCUUUGCUUGCAAGGCAGAAUAAACCGUUAGAUGUUUACUCUGUUCAACUUCUCACAAGAUGUCAGAGGUCAUUAGCAAAGUUUGGUGGUAACUUAUCUCCAAACUUAGACACUAAGUUGCAAAACCAAGAUACCAAAAGGCCAAAACUGGAAGCUAAGGUCUUUAACUCUAUUAGAAGGUCUAAACUCACUGUUCCAAAGGAACCGAAUCUCAGAACUGCAGAAAGAUCUGAAAGACACAGGUCUAAGGUUAACUUGGAAUCUGAGCAGAAUGCAAAACCAAGGAUUAGUUCAUCUAAAAAAAAUACUACAAACAAAAAUGUUAAUGCUGAACCUUCUUCAACACCUUUGCCUAAAAGUAAUACUUCACGGUCUCGAGAUCUUCAGGCAUUUGGCUUAAGAACAUUACUGAGAGCAAAGGAACGCUCUUCAAAUGCUAAGAUUGAUGUCAUACAAGAGAACGUUGCUACUAACUUCAGAACGCUAAAACUCACUGAUUCCUCAAAGGGUAGAUUAGUCAAAGGAAAUCACAGCAGAAAGAUGUAUGGAUCUAAUAUCUGCCGUCUAGACUCAACGAGAUCAAGCAAAGAAGAACUCAGUGAACCAACUAGAAUCAAAUAUGGAACUCAGAGCUCUUACAGGACAGAUAUUAAUAGGGGCAUGGAUUUAUGCCGGAAAUUUGAUUCACAAGAAGUUGCAGGGAGCCUAAUCAUUGCUUAA
Molecule: messenger RNA, 1125 nt
Organism: Eruca vesicaria subsp. sativa (arugula)
Lineage: Eukaryota; Viridiplantae; Streptophyta; Magnoliopsida; Brassicales; Brassicaceae
Source: the annotation of a GenBank genome assembly